AUGGGACAGCUCUACUUCAAGGCAAAUAUGGUCCUCGUAUGGUUGGGACAGAGCACAAGCCACUGGAAGGAGUUCAGCUGGCUGCACCAUGUAAUGUUGCCAGCUUUGUGGGAUACCAUUGAGUCAGGCACUGUGGCACUCAGAGCAGAUACUGACCCGACCGAUCCCGAGUUUUGGGUAACGCGCCUGCCAUCUCUCACACCGCCUGGAGGGAGCUGGCCUGCUGUCUGGGAGUCUUAUUGGCGGUUUCUGGACGAGCGGAGAUGGUUUCGACGCGCCUGGACAUACCAGGAAACCAUCCUAGCAAAGAAGCUCAUACUCGUUUGUGGAAUUGAGUUCAAUAACAUCGCACUCGAGCAUGUAGGCCAUAUGUGCAACACAAUGCACCAUACCGGCUGGCGCAGCAUUCUGACGGUUCGAUAUUCUGGCUGGUCAGAAGAUAACCCGUGCAAGUUCCUCAUGGGCCUUGUUAGAACGCGCGACAAUAUACUACAGGCCGUGGCACCGUCCUCCCCCUCUGAGUCCAAGAGCGAAAGUAGUACAGAAGUCUCCAGACUAACUUACGCUGCUUGGCUGUCCCUUUGGACUGAAGUAUGUGUCGAACUACGUUCGCGUCAAUGUGGCUUUCAAGAAGACAAAGUCAACGCGACUCUUGGCAUUGCAAGCCUACUGCGACCACCCCAAAUCCCUGAUUCGCUCUUUCUAGAGCCAAGCGCCAUGGAUGCUAGCGAGGCCUAUAGAUGGAUGUCAUCUCAAUUAAUUAGCCAAACUGGUAGUCCUCGCUUCAUAUCCUUUGCUGGACCACCGUCGUCGAAGAAGGUGAAUGGUCUACCCUCGUGGGCUGCCGACUUUUCCACAGUGCCGCGCAGUACUACGGUAUGUCAAACAUAUGGUGAUAGUCCUUCCAGCCACCGAAUUUUCAAUGCCGGCAAGGCCCUUGCAACUGGUGCUAAGAAUGAGUUGGUAAUUGAUGGCAACAGCCUUGUCGUUGACGGUUCUAGAGUCACCUAUUUUCGUCCUCGUUGUGUCUGCGCUCUGAACAACCUCCACGAGACAUGCAUGGAGAUGAUUCUCAAAAUGCCUCGUCGUUACGCACGGACAUCCCAAUCAAGCCUAGAAGCGAUUCGAGAAACACUGGUCUGGGAUCACAGCACCGAUGUGGCCCCAAUUGACGAAACCUGGGGCCAGGAAUUUGCGAAUUGGCUGGAGGCCCGAUUCUCCCUGGGUUGCUUACUGCCAAGCCAACCCGACCAUCCGAGGAAAAAUACAUUCCUACCUAGAACGCAAGAGGAGUGGUGGGCUGAUAGCCAGCAUCUGAUCCGCAGAGCGGGUGAGGCAGGCAGCUGGGAUGCAGAAAAUCCGGCACCGUCUCUCGAAACUAUUCAGGCCACAAUCGAUGAGAUUCAAAACCAUCCAGCUUGGUUUGCCUUUAGUUCUGAGCAACAUUCGCUCAAAGACGAUCCAUCCUGGUUUAACUUCUUUGACCGCGUUUGUGCGGCUAUUCCCAGAUUUAAAGAGACUUAUCACCUAGCCUCGUGGAGCGACCUAGCGCAGCGUUUCCGAACAACAUUUCACAACCGCCUAGCUUUCCUAACGGAAAGUGGAUAUCUGGGCUUGUGUUCUAGCGAAGUACUGGAUAUCGUGCUGGCGAGACCGGAUACUGAUGCCGAAAUCUGGAUCCUGCACCGCGGACCUGUUCCAUACGUCCUGAUGCCCGAGCCAAAUGCAACAAACACAUUUAUUUUCCAGGGUGAUUGUUACAUCCACGGUGCCAUGUAUGGCGAAUGGAGACCUCUUCCCAAUGAAGGCAUGGAUCUUGCCACUGACGAGGGAAACCAGAAAUCUUGGUUUUACAGCAAAUGGGGAGAAGUAGUCCUUGAAGAGGCACAACAUCUUUCUGAGAUGGAUUUGAAUGCAAGGGGCCCCAAUGAAGCUUCCGCACAACAACGGAAGCAAGAAAAUAAAGAAGUAGCUGAUAAUGCUACUAUGAAUUUGCCAGGUGUGAAAAUCUCCCAAACAGAAGUAGGCAAUUCGAUCGGGGAGGCACUAUCAUCUGCUGAGCAUGGCUUGACACGCCUUUGCCACGAAGACGUAACGAGUCAGCUAUUAAAUGAAAAGCAGGAACACGAUUUGACGGUCAAGACUGCAAAUAACAAGGGGCAGUCUCCAGGUCAAGUCGUAUCUAUCACUAUCAUCUAG
Messenger RNA from Clonostachys rhizophaga, 2199 nucleotides. The record is from the annotation of a GenBank genome assembly. Lineage: Eukaryota; Fungi; Ascomycota; Sordariomycetes; Hypocreales; Bionectriaceae.